This is a messenger RNA of Blepharisma stoltei, 2257 nucleotides long. Lineage: Eukaryota; Ciliophora; Heterotrichea; Heterotrichida; Blepharismidae. The record is from the annotation of a GenBank genome assembly.
AUGGCAGCUCCUGAUUCAAUCACAAUUUCUUAUACAAAACCUAAAUCUUCUCCAAAAGAUUUAUUCGCAAUAAUCUCAAAAGGAAAAAUCUCUACUCUUUACCAAUCUGUCCUACAAAUGGCGCCUAAUGAACUUUCAUACCAGCUUUCACGCCAAGAUAAUGAAGGAAAAACAUUACUUCACUAUGCUUGCUACGUUGAUCUUGAACUUAUUUCUUUAUAUUUGAUCUCUCUAGGCUCAAACCUAUACGCAUUUGAUAGAAACGGUCAAAGCUGCUUCCACGCAUUAGCUUACAAAGGCAAUUACAAAACUUUGAAUACAAUUUUAAUUAAGACUGUAAUUUUUACAUAAUUUUUUUAUAAAUUUUUAAUCCGAUUAACUUAUAAAUUUUCAAUUUUAAACUAUGAAUUGCAUAAAUUAAGAAAAACGCUUUACGAUAACAUGAACAUGAUGAAGCUAGGCUUUGGCAUGACCAAUAUAAAUCUUACAAAUACAGCAGCCUGGAUUCUAACUUCCAGCAUUGAUGCAGACAUCAAAAUUAAAGCCAAAAAACUUGAAUAUUCUGAAGAACUCGUAAGAAAGCUCCGUGACUAUUUUUCAAAAGUCGUCCAACUAUACCGUUCAGCUCUUGGACAAGUCGAUUCAAAGCGGCGAAACCCUCUGCAUUAUGCUGCCUUAUCAAAAUUCACCUGGUGCUUCAAAGCUGCUGAAAGCCUUUUAACCCCUCAUAAAGUUGACAAUUUCAAUGAAUUUUUAGAACAUUUUGACAAUUUAGAGAAGCUUCGUAAAUCCACCAAAAAAAUUGACCCGAAAAAAUAUAUUGAUAUUUUAGAUGAAAUAAAAAGCAUUAUUGGGGAAGAAGAAUAUAGGACUUAUUAUAAAGAAUUUAAGGCAGCUUUAAAGACAGUUAUUAAUGGAGCAAUAAAUACAAAAGAUCGCAAUGGGCAUACUCCUUUGCAUAUUGCAGCGUUUUCAGGGUGUUAUCAAAUAGUGAAAAAAUUGGUUGACUUAAAAGCUGAUAAGAAGUGCGAGGAUUCUAGAGCUUUAACACCUUUGCAGUUGGCAAGUACAAAGCUGGUAAUGAAAUAUCUUUCAUUGCCAGAAGAUAUGGCUGCUGCUGGGGAUACUAAAGGUUUUGAACAUUUAUACUAUCAAAGAAUGAAUGGUACCCACAUUAUAAGAAUUAAUUAUUGUUUUUAAUUUUUCUUAAUAAAGAAUAAUAAAUUCAGGCUAUGAUGUCAAUAUAUCAAAAAAUGAAUUUUUAUUAGGAAGCAUGCAUCAAGCCAUUAUAGAAGGCGGAAUAUUGCCUACAGUCAUAACAAACCAAGGCGAUUCUGAUUUAGUUGAAUGGAAUUUAUACACGCCUCUACAUUAUGCUUCAAUGCUAGGAAAACUUGAAGACGCAUUACAACUAAUCAAGCAAGGCGCUGAUGUCAACGCACUGUCUCAAUAUGAGCUCACCCCUUUGCAUUUAGCAGCAAAAAAUAAUAAAGCGAAUAUGAUAAAACCGCUUAUUGAAAAUGGGGCGAUUAAAGAUGCAAGAGACCAUAAAGAUACAACACCUUUUAUGCUAGCUGCUAAAUAUGGAGCUUUAAAUAGCUUAAAAGCACUGCUAGAAAAUGGUGCAAAUCCUUAUGAAGUUGAUGAUAGAAAGUGGACAGCAUUGCAUUAUGCGAGUUUUCAUAAUAAAUCAAAGAUUGUGGAAGAGCUUAUUAGAUGGGAUAGCGAUUAUAAUAAGUUAUACCCUUUUAAUUCAGAAUUAUCAUCAUAUUUUUAUAUAAAUAUCUCAUUUUUGAUUAAAAUAGUCUAAUAUAAAUUUAUUAUUAAUUUAUAUUUGACUUUAACUUUUAUAUAUCUAAUGAAAAAUUCCCAAGGAAAAACUCCUAUAGCGCUUACUUCGAAGCCAAAAACUAAAGAAGCAUUUGAUACUUUAUGGAUGGCUGCUAUAAAAGGAGACUUAGAUUUAGCAAGAAGACUUGUUAGAAAAGGUCAUGACAUCAAUGGAAGAACAUUAUUCGAAAGAGUCACACCACUUAUGAACGUAAUAAACAUUUAGGCUGCAAAAAACUCACAAGUACUUAUGGUGAAAUUUUUAUUAGAUAAUGGAGCUAAAGUAGAAGUUGUUGAUAGGUAUAGACACACUGCAUUAGAUUAUGCAAGAGAAGUAGGGCACCCACAAAUAAUUGCUAUGAUUGAAGGAAAAGCGGAAAGACGUGAAUCACCUAAAAGAUUAAAUAUCCAAAAUUCUUCUUUUUAA